Messenger RNA from Phaethon lepturus (White-tailed tropicbird), 642 nucleotides. RefSeq names its product oxysterol binding protein-like 7 (gene OSBPL7). The record is from RefSeq and is a predicted model, not a curated record. Lineage: Eukaryota; Metazoa; Chordata; Aves; Phaethontiformes; Phaethontidae. The transcript has 6 exons. The annotation marks the transcript as partial.
GGCUUGGAGAGCUGGGAGGUGGUGGAGGAGCCGUAUGCGCAGGGCAGCCCAGGCCAGCAGCCGCAGCGGCACGAGGGCUACCUGCUCAAGAAGAGGAAAUGGCCCCUGAAGGGCUGGCACAAGAGGUACUUUGUGCUGGAAAAUGGCAUCCUGAAAUAUGCCACCACGCGGCAGGACGUCCUCAAGGGCAAACUGCACGGAGCCAUUGAUGUCCGUCAGUCUGUCAUGUCCGUCAACAAGAAGGCGCAGCGGGUCGACCUGGACACAGAGGAGAAUAUCUACCACCUCAAGGUGCUGAUCAAGUCCCCGGAGCUCUUCGCCAGCUGGGUGAGCAGCCUCUGCUCCCACCACCAGGGCGAGGGGCCUGAGCCCUGCCCCAGGGGGGGUCCUGUCGGGAGGACCCCCACCAACGUGCAGGGCCCGUGGACGCGGAUCCUGCCCUCGGGCAGUGCCCCUGCCCUCUCCUCCCUCGCCAGCUCCCGGGACAAGGUGAACGCUUGGCUGAAGGACAGCGAGGGGCUGGAGCGCUGCUCAGCCGAGCUGUCAGAGUGCCAGGGGAAGCUGCAGGAGCUGACGGGCAUGCUGCAGAGCCUGGAGGCCCUGCACCGCAUCCCCUCGGCCCCCCUCAUCUCCGGCAGCCAG